UUCGGCUCUGCUCGCUUCGUCUGGUACGCAGGUGCAUGCAAAAGCGUCAGUUACAUGCGUAAAGACGUGUGUUCCCCUUGCCGCGAACGGAAAGUAAAAUGUGAACUGCUUUCAGAUACCGGACCUUGCAGGACCUGUAUCGAUAGAGGGAUAUCAUGUGCCGGACCCGUUCCCACCCAAGUGAAGAAGAAACGUCUACAAGAAUUUACAAGUACUUUCGAUGUUCCCUUCAACGAGCCAGCAUCGUUUGUUGUGGGGGGACAAAUGCAAGAAGCAUUUCCUUCUACGUCUUGGCCAUUGCCUCCAAUACUGUUCAUUCCUAAGCCAUGGGCAGAAGCACCGUCAGCUCCAGUGGUCCUUGACUAUUACACCAAUCAAGCUUCACACGCUUGGUCGCGUGGUCCCGAUCAAGGUCUGGCGUCUAGUCUUCUGCCGAUGAUCGAUGCAUCGUCUUCCAAACAAGCCGACCAGCAGUCAUUCCCAGAAUGGGGUCUAAUUUCAGACAAUCCAACCAUUACACCCCUGCUUUGUUCAAGGUGUGGAGCACCUUUUGGAAGUUCUUCCUGAUUCUUUGCUUUGGGCAGCACACAUCUAUGUUUGAAGAUAUUUAAUUGCCAAAAGUCUUGCAAAGCCUAUUCUUUUAAAAUAUACUGCAAUGGAUCCAGCCUAUUUGUUGUAUCCCUGGAUGACGAAUGUCUCUGCUCUUGUGCUCUUCAACAAACUUUUUUUAAUAUUUCUAUCUGGAAUAGAGAGAUUCCUUCCCCAUUCACCACUUUGCAUUACU
This is a messenger RNA of Fomitiporia mediterranea MF3/22, 784 nucleotides long. RefSeq lists its product as uncharacterized. The coding region runs from base 55 to 567 and encodes 170 amino acids. Gene Ontology annotation, biological process: regulation of DNA-templated transcription. Gene Ontology annotation, molecular function: DNA-binding transcription factor activity, RNA polymerase II-specific; zinc ion binding. The transcript has 6 exons. NCBI's taxonomy places the organism in Eukaryota, Fungi, Basidiomycota, Agaricomycetes, Hymenochaetales, Hymenochaetaceae. The record is from RefSeq and is a predicted model, not a curated record.